GGAUAAAAAGCUACUUCCCAGUGACAUGCAAGUGUACCCAUGGCAGAAAGGAUCAUACAAGGUAGCAGGGAGCAUGAUCACACCCAUUGGAUGGAUAACAGCAAGAUUACAGCUUUUUCAGAUAACCCAAUUGAUGACCAUGUAUGUAGCAACCAGUACAAUAAUGAUGACAAUGAUGACAAUGAGGAUGUAAACUCCAGCAGCGACCAGCAACAGGAGGAUCCUCAAACCACGGACGUGACAAAUACCAGGGAGUAUGGAAUGACCAGCCAAAGUGGAGCCCGAAGACAAUAUGUAACCAGUAGAGGACGCAUCACUGAGAAACCAGACAAGUAUGAUUAUUAACCGGAUUUGACAAUAUAACUAUAUUUAUUUGCUUCACUUAUAUUUCAUGAUAGUAUACAAUCUAUGUACCAGAGGGUCUCAGAUAUCAAAUUUUUUCUUUAACUAUAAUUUAAAAUUUGCUCAAAAUUACUGUAAACCGUUAAGUAAAUAUUAAUUUUUUUUUUAAAGUAAAUCUGUUUAAAGAAUGUAAAAAAAAAAAAAGAAGGGAAUGAAAAGAUAGUUGCGUAGCGCCAGAAAGUGUAAAUAAAAAGAAUUUGCUAUAAAUAUGUACAUAACUAGUUUUAAGUGUAUAUAGGCGUGUAUAGUAGAAUAAAACUUACGGAGGUAAAUAAAAAAAAACAAAUUGUUGUAAAUUAUAUAAUUUUGCAUGAAAUAAAACUGUAAAUAGUACACACUGAACUUAACCUAGUGCCGAAUAAAUUAUAAAAUUCCUAGCCAAUGACUGAGAUGUAUUUGUAAUAUUUAAAUCUAUGUACAUUAAGAGUUCUCUCAAAUUUGUAUAUACAGGUAGAUGAACUAUUGCAUGAAAAGUAGAAUAAGUUAUAAAUAAUUGUAAAUAAUAACUAGAAAUAGAAUAAUGAUUAACGCUGUACAUUGCUUCACAAAACAUAAAAAGUCUAAAAAAAAAUAAAUAAAUAAAAGAGUGCUGUAUAUAAUUUGCUUGAAAGUUGAUUUAUAAUGUAGUAUGUUAUGAAUUAAAGUACAUUAUGUAUAUACUGAUGAUUAUUAGAACAAGAAGUGUAACAUGAAUCUCAAUAAUAGAAGUUUAAAUAACAAAUGUAACAGUAAUAAGUUUCAGAAAUAUCAACAGUAGUCAUGACAUUGUAAUGUAAAGUAGUUUCAGUUUCAGGCCCGCCCUAAAAUAAAUUAAUGUAACUUAAAGUAAAUAGUAAUUUUUUUUAGUAAUGUUAUAGUUUGUUGCAAUUUUGAAAUAAUGGCAUGUAAGGAAUAAGAUGUGAAAUUUAAAAUAAAAACAAUAUAAAUAUCAUUUUCAAUUUAAAUUUCAAAGGGCAUGUAAGGGCAAAAGUCGAUA
Messenger RNA from Leguminivora glycinivorella, 1378 nucleotides. RefSeq lists its product as uncharacterized. The coding region runs from base 40 to 345 and encodes 101 amino acids. The record is from RefSeq and is a predicted model, not a curated record. The transcript has 2 exons. Lineage: Eukaryota; Metazoa; Arthropoda; Insecta; Lepidoptera; Tortricidae.